Molecule: messenger RNA, 621 nt
Organism: Salvia miltiorrhiza (redroot sage)
Lineage: Eukaryota; Viridiplantae; Streptophyta; Magnoliopsida; Lamiales; Lamiaceae
Product: probable indole-3-pyruvate monooxygenase YUCCA1
Exons: 3
Coding region: 1-621 (206 amino acids)
Source: RefSeq, a predicted model, not a curated record
AUGUGGGGAGUUUCGACGUUUUCAAUGGCGAUGGUGCUACUGAAAUGGCUGCCAUUGAAGCUGGUCGAUAAGUUUCUCCUCCUCGUCGCCAACUUCAAAUUCGGCAACACCGCUAGAUUAGGUCUCCGCCUCCCCAAAUUCGGCCCUCUGGAGCUAAAAAAUGCCACCGAAAAAUCCCCCGUCCUCGACGUUGGCGCCCUCUCUCUCAUCAAAUCCGGUAAAAUUGAGGUCGUGGAAGGAGUGAAGGAGAUAAUGAAAAACGGUGCGAAAUUCUGCGACGGCCAAGAACGGGAUUUCGACUUCAUAAUUCUCGAAACUCCCCACAUUUCAGUAUCACCAUCGCCGCUCUCCCUCUCUCUUCCCGACUCUCUCUUUCUCUCACCUCUCCUAACAGAUCGAAACAAGGGGUCAAGGCCGAAGCGGGUGAGCAUCGCGCACGAGAUGCUGGUGGACCCCAGCCUGCUGAUCCUCGAUGAGCCGACGUCGGGGCUCGACGCCACGGCGGCCUACCGCCCCAUGGCGGCGCUGGGGGGCCUCGCGGCGAGGGGGAAGACGGUGGUGAUGUCAGUGCACCAGCUGUCCAGCCGCGCCUACCAGAUGUUCGACGAUUUAGGAUAUUGA